GCCUCCUCCUCCCAGGCUCCCGCGGCUUGGCGUCCCUGGCCCCGCGCCCUCAUCACUCUUCCCUCGGACACGCGGGCGCGUCUUUCCCCAGCCCCACUCCCGCUCUGAGGGGGCGCCCAUGAUUUUGCACAGCCUGGGGAAAGUCCCCGGGUCACGCGGGCGUGUGGGACGCCUGUAACGCUCAGGCUCGCCCCCACGCUUCCGCCUACAGAGUCACGACUGGGGACUGUGGCGGAGGCGCCGAGCGCGGGCCGACCCCCUCCUGGCCACUGGAGCGGGCGGGCGGGCGAGCUGGCACGUAAGCACGCACGCACACUCCGGCCCCGGCGCCCCUCGUUCGCGGCUACCCGGCGCGGGGUCACGUGGGCCCGUCACGGGGCGGCCGGCGCGGGAAGCCGCGCGAGAACGGCCCAUGGGGUGCGUGAGCCGGCGCCGCCGCGUGACGUUGGCGGCGCGGGAGCGGCCCCUCCCGCAUGGAGGAGCCCGCUGGCCGCCGCGGCGGCGUCUGGAUGAGGACACCGGCCUAAAGGGCAAGCGUGCCGCUUGAUCGCGGUCCUGCACCUCUGGAGUAAGUGGACGCGAGGGCUCCGGACACCUUGGUCAUUGUUCUCGCUGCCACACCAGGAGUGCAGUGCCAGCGUAAUCCACUCAUAGAGACUAUCUGUCAGAGAGCCACAAUGGACACAGCUAGCCAUAGCCUUGUCCUUCUGCAGCAGCUGAACAUGCAACGAGAAUUUGGUUUUCUGUGUGAUUGCACAGUUGCUAUUGGAGAUGUUUACUUCAAAGCCCACAGAGCAGUGCUUGCUGCUUUUUCUAACUAUUUCAAGAUGAUAUUUAUUCACCAAACAAGUGAAUGCAUAAAAAUACAACCAACUGACAUCCAGCCUGACAUAUUCAGCUAUUUGUUGCACAUUAUGUACACGGGGAAAGGACCAAAACAGAUUGUGGAUCAUAGUCGUUUGGAGGAAGGGAUUCGCUUUCUUCAUGCCGACUACCUUUCUCACAUUGCAACUGAAAUGAAUCAAGUGUUCUCACCAGAGACUGUGCAGUCCUCAAAUUUGUAUGGCAUUCAAAUCUCAACCACCCAAAAAACAGCUGUCAAAGAAGGGCUGGAGGUCAAAGAAACGCCUCCCAAUAACAAUGGGAACAGAGCUGCUGUCCAGGGUGACCACCCCCAGUUGCAGCUUUCUCUUGCUAUUGGGCUGGAUGAUGGCACUGACCAGCAGAAGGUCCAUCCUGCAGCCCAGGCCUUGGAGGAACACCAGAAGCCUCCAGUGUCCAUCAAGCAGGAGAGAUGCGACUCAGAGUCUGUGAUCUCCCAGAGCCACUCCUCAUCCUCAUCCGAGAUGACAGGCCCCACGUUCACCGAAAGUAGCAUCAAAAUUCACUUAUGCCAUUACUGUGGAGAACGUUUUGAUUCUCGUGGUAACCUAAGACAACAUCUCCAUACCCAUGUGUCUGGAUCUCUCCCAUUUGGCGUCCCUGCUUCCAUUCUGGAAAGUAAUGACCUUGGUGAAGUGCACCCACUUAAUGAAAAUAGCGAAGCUCUUGAAUGCCGCAGGCUCAGCUCCUUCAUUGUCAAGGAAAAUGAGCAACAGCCUGACCACUCAAACCGGGGUACCACAGAGCCUUUGCAGAUCAGUCAAGUGUCUUUGAUCUCCAAAGACACAGAGCCAGUAGAAUUAAACUGUAAUUUUUCUUUUUCAAGGAAAAGAAAAAUCAGUUGUACCAUCUGUGGUCAUAAAUUUCUCCGAAAGAGCCAAUUGCUGGAACACAUGUAUACACACAAAGCCAUGGAUCUGAAGAAAGUAAGUGCGAAGGACAGUGCUGAGAAGAAGAAGCGGAUGAUGUGCAUUGAAUUAAAGAAAGAAAUUAUCAAAAAACAUGACCAAGGUGUGCGUGUGAUCGACUUGGCGAAGCAGUACGAGCGUAGCACGUCCACGAUCUGCACCAUACUGAAGCAGAAGGAGUUGAUACAGGCUACAACUCCAGCCAAGGGCGUUAAAAUAAUUUCUAAACAGCGCACAUCUAUCCAUGAAAAUAUGGAGAAGCUGCUAAUGGUGUGGCUAACGGAGAAGCAGCUCGCAGGAGAUACCGUGACGAAGGCUAUAAUCUGCGAGAAGGCACGAGCUAUUUACGCUGAUUUGCUGCAGCAGACCCCAGGCACUUCAGUGGAUGAAGCAUCGAGCGAGCCGUUUAAAGCCAGUCGGGGCUGGUUCGAAAAUUUUAAAAAGAGGACCGGCAUUCACUCCGUUGUCAGACAUGGUGAGGCAGCGAGCGCGGAUAUAAAGGAAGGUGACAUCAACGAGCUCAUCGAGGAGCACUCCAAGGAACUGACAACACAGGAGCUAAAGGAGCUACAGACGCAGCAGCACACGGAGGUUUUGCAGGAAAUAGAUGACACGGAGGAAGAGGAGGAGGUUAUCUCUGUAAGUGAGAUAAAGGAAAUGUUGGGAAUGUGGGAGAAACUUUCAGAUUUUAUUCAAAAGAAACACCUAGAAAAAAUUGCAACUGGAUGUGCGAUGGAGCUAUUUAAUGACACUUGCCUAACUCAUUUCAGAAAUAUUCUGAAAGGGAGGAUGAAACAGAUCUCAUUGGACAGGUUUUUAUCGAAAACUGUAGAUGAAAGUGAUGAAAGCGUGGCGAAAAGGGCAAAAAUCAGCAAAUAAGAUUCAGUUAUUCAGUUCAGCCUUUCUCCUCCAACUCCAUCAGCAUCUUUAAGUCGUUUGAUCUCCAGGGUAAAUGCUAUACAUUAAACUCAAUAAAACAAGUUUAUUGCACUACAUUCUAUUUUUCAGUAUUGUGUUUUUAUACAGUACAGUGGGGCCUUGACUUACGAGUUUAAUUAGUUCCGAGACCAAGCUCGUUAAGGAGCUCGUUAACUCAAAUUACUCCAUCAACUCAAUGCAAAAAAUCUGUCGAAAGACAGCUGGUAUCUCAAAAAACUCAUUAGUCGGGACACUCGUAAGUCAAGGCCCCACUGUAUUCAUUAUUUUUUUAAAAAAAUAUGUUUUAUUGAUUUUCUACAGAGAGGAAGGGAGAGGGAUAGAAAGUUAGAAACAUCAAUGAAAGAGAAACACCGAUCAGCCGCCCUCUGCACGCCCCCCACUGGGGAUGUGCCCGCAACCAAGGUACAUGCCCUCGACCGGAAUCGAACCCAGGACCCUUGAGUCCGCAGGCCGACGCUCUAUCCACAGAGCCAAACCGGUUCUGGCUGUAUUCGUUAUUUUUAAAUACAUUUUUCUUAUUUAAAAACAUUUAACAAAACAAUUGUGGUGUUUUUUGGGUAUCCGGAAUGGAUUAAUGGCAUUUCAAUUCAUUAUAAUGGUGAAAAUUGAUUUGACAUACGAGUAAUUUGAGUUACGAGCUCCGUCACGGAACGAAUUAAACUCGUAAGUCAAGGCCCCACUGUAUUUUAGGCUAUUUAGGAUAUAUUCCUUAGCCAUCUUCAAGUAAAAUUUUAUUUUUUUUCUCAUUUUUAUUGUUUCUCAUACAUUUUCUGACUUUUCUCUGUUCUUUACUACUUCCUCAGUCAUUGGUCCUUGACACAAAAAGUUUGUAUCUAAAGGAUGUGAUUAGGGGUGCAUAUAAGUUGUGGGGUAGGGCAGUAGUUCAGGGCAAGGUCUGGAGAAAUGGUAAGAGUUUAUUUGGGGUUGAUUGGCCAUGAUAGACAAAUUUAAAGCAGAAACAUAGCUACAUUUGUGGGGGUUGAGAAAAUAGUGGUUAACUGUAUUUUUAUUCUUAUUCACAUAGUUCUUUUAUUAUUAGGACUUCAAAGCAAAUGUUCUUUCCUUAGUCUUCAUUCUAUUCUCUGAUUUAGGAAGUGGAAAAAUAUUAACUCCAUUUUAUAGAAAAAAAUCUCCAAAGCUGGGUUCUGGAGAACCAGUAAAUAGUAGUGUGGGAACUGACCCACUUAAUUUGUUUUCAUUUGUUCAACAGGCAUAUUUUUAAAAUAACUGGUAUGACUAACAUUGUGUCCUGAGUGUAAUUUUUAAAGAUAUGAUUUCUCACUUAGAAGAUUUACUUUGUAUAAAAAAAGUUCUUCCAGCUAAACCCUUUAAUGUUGACUAAUCAUCUGUAAAAUGUAGCUAAUAAUUUUAGCCAUACAUAAUGGUUUGCAUCAUUAUUACCAAACUAAAAACUGGAAAUGCUAUAUGCACCUUAAUCAGUGUAUCAGACAAAUAUUAAACAGACAUUUUCCUCUUGGAUUAGGUUAGAAUUUUUCCCUCUUUUCCAGAUUCUACACAUAGUUACUUCCUGGAGAAAAACAGUCUAUUUUAAUAAUUGUCCUUAUUAGCAUAUUAUAAGAACUCACUAUCUGAUAAGUGCAGUCUGACUCAUAAGAAAACCAGAAUUUCUUGAUUUAUAUUGUAUCUUUUGAGAUUAUUAUUUCUUGCUCUGAUUUUCUGUUUGUAAAAUAGGUAUAAGCUAUCCCUACCUCACAGGGGUAUUGUGAGGAUUUGUAUUAAAACUGUGUUAAGCUCUUCUUAUUAUUGAUAAAAACCAGUCAUAUAAAGAAAACUAUAUGUAUUCUAUUAGUAUAGCUGAAUCUGUUAACUUCAAUAUUCCAACCCAUACAUUCUAGAACAUCUUAGAAGCAGUCAUGUACUAUUCAAUACUCAAUAAUUGACAGUAUUCCUAUUUUUACUUUUUACAAAUACUCUAGAAACAACAGUGUUGCCAGAAUUCCUAUUCUACUAUAGCUUAAUCAUUAGUAUUUUUCUUUAGACUUUUCCAAGAAGGUUAUUAGUUCUUUUCAUUUUGGGGAAUAAAACCUUAUCAAUUUCAGCUUUAUUGAAAGUUUUCCCAAACAUAUUGUUUAUACCUAGGGAAAAAAAAGAAAAUAGUGAAAAUAUUUUUAUUUCUUUGAUGUAAGUCAUUUAAAAAGUAGAUGGGGACAAGAAAUGGAGUGGUGAUUAUAACAGUAAUUCAUUAUGUUCUAUUAAAAUAGUAUUGGAAAGGCUUCAUUUAAACAGAAGGAAACACAUAUAAAUCAUGGAAAAAGAAUCUGGAAAUGUAUAAUUCCACUAAUGUUGAUUUGCACAGGCAUAUAUAGUCUUGAUGGUGUAACUGAUUUUUUGUAGUAAUUGAAGGAAGAGUAGGCCAAGUGGCGAGUUUUCAUAAUAUAAUCUGUGACUUGGUAUAUUUUAAAUUAAGUGUAGUUCUGUGGCAUUUUAUUAUAAUUAACUUUUACAUUCCUAGAGUGAAAUCUGUAAAUGAGUAUUCUCUGCUGUACUUCUGUGUUUGUAUGGCUGGACUUUUUGAAAACUGGUGAGAUUACACAGUCCCAAACCUGGAUGUCUUAAAUACAAGGAAUCACACACUAUGAUUGUUGUCUUCAAGACCUUGAAGAAUCCACUGUGCUUCAGGAUGUAUUUGUGCACUUGAUUACUUAGUAGAUAUUGCCCCAGUGCAGUUCACAUUAACUGUCAUCAGCUCUUCUAUUUUGUGCCAAAUAAAAUCAUUAGAUUAGAUCAGAUAUCAACUUAAAUACUUUCACAGAAACUUGGAUUUCAAAAACUUAUACAAGAAACAAGGCCUACAGAAGAAAUCUUCAAAUAUAGGUAACACAUAGCAAGAUACAGGAGCCUGAAAUCAAUAAUACAUUGUAUGCACUGUGAGUUUGCUUCAGAAACAUUCUUUUAGAAAGUUUUGUAUAGAAGAAAAACAGUGGAUUUGAUGUAUUUUAUCAUGACAAAUAAAUUAAUGUGACUUGAUCAUAAACAUAA
This is a messenger RNA of Myotis daubentonii (Daubenton's bat), 5729 nucleotides long. It is a transcript of the gene ZBTB25, whose product is annotated as zinc finger and BTB domain containing 25. Gene Ontology annotation, biological process: regulation of transcription by RNA polymerase II. Gene Ontology annotation, molecular function: protein binding; RNA polymerase II cis-regulatory region sequence-specific DNA binding; DNA-binding transcription factor activity, RNA polymerase II-specific. The record is from RefSeq and is a predicted model, not a curated record. Lineage: Eukaryota; Metazoa; Chordata; Mammalia; Chiroptera; Vespertilionidae. Gene Ontology annotation, cellular component: nucleus.